CGUUUGAUUUGUACACUUUGAAACGACUACAGCAUGUACUCACAAUCGUCUCUUCCACUGGCCCAUGGCGCCGUCGCAUCGUCGUCCACCUUCUCGUUCUCGUCGGAGCCAGAGCCGGGAGGUGUAGAAGAAGCUCUGCUACAGCUCGUCCAGGAUCACCACCACGCCUCCCUCAGACUUCGCGAAGUCACCGAGAAGGCGAAGAAGGACGCGAUCAAGAAGGCGGCGCGUGUGGCGGAGCUGAUGGUGGAUGCGGUGAACGGCGGCGUGCAAGAGGCGUUCGUGAACGAGAAGCGAAUCGAGCAUGAAAUUAGAGCUUUGGCUGCCACCAUUGCACGAUUCAGCAAACAAACCGAUCACUGGCUCUCUGUCACUCAUUCUAUGAACACUGCCAUCAAGGAAAUUGGAGAUUUUGAGAACUGGAUGAAGACUAUGGAAUUUGAUUGUAAGAGCAUCACUGCAGCUAUCCACAAUAUUCACCAAGCAUGAUCAAGCUCAUAAGCACAUUAUUUGUUUCACCAAUUUUCAUGUAAGUUUGAGUCGUGGAAACAGUCUCUUUGUAAAGUAAAAAUAAGGUUGUGUAGACAUUACUCCAAUUCUCGCAAAACAGAUAUCUUGUUGGUUUGGGGUCGUCUUUUCUGAUUAUUUUCUUCUCUGUAAUUUGUAUAGCAUCUGAAUUGUGGAAUGAUAAAUCUUUUUUUUCUUUU
This is a messenger RNA of Malus domestica (apple), 707 nucleotides long. RefSeq names its product biogenesis of lysosome-related organelles complex 1 subunit 1. Lineage: Eukaryota; Viridiplantae; Streptophyta; Magnoliopsida; Rosales; Rosaceae. Gene Ontology annotation, cellular component: BLOC-1 complex. The record is from RefSeq and is a predicted model, not a curated record. Gene Ontology annotation, biological process: endosomal transport.